Molecule: messenger RNA, 5851 nt
Organism: Myotis lucifugus (little brown bat)
Lineage: Eukaryota; Metazoa; Chordata; Mammalia; Chiroptera; Vespertilionidae
Gene: SNX13
Product: sorting nexin 13
Exons: 23
Coding region: 1-2568 (855 amino acids)
Biological process (GO): positive regulation of GTPase activity
Cellular component (GO): early endosome
Molecular function (GO): phosphatidylinositol binding
Source: RefSeq, a predicted model, not a curated record
AUGAUGAAUCUUUUCUUCUUGAAAUUAGACAGACUCUUCAAAAUGCACUCAUUCAGUUUGCUACUAGGAAAGUAUUCUGCCAAGAAUGUGAAGAUUGCCUUUACUGCCAAACGGUCACCCACUUCUCUAGUCAGGUCAAAAGAAAUAGACUGGCAACCUUAUUUUACAACACGCAUUGUAGAUGAUUUUGGCACACACCUACGAGUAUUUAGAAAGGCUCAACAGAAGAUAACAGAAAAAGAUGAUCAAGUAACAGGUUCAGCAGAAGAUCUUGUAGAAACCUUCUUUGAAGUUGAAGUUGAAAUGGAGAAGGACGUUUGCCGUGAUCUAGUGUGCACUUCUCCCAAAGAUGAAGAAGGAUUCCUAAGGGAUUUGUGUGAGGUCUUAUUAUACUUAUUGCUACCUCCUGGAGAUUUCCAGAACAAGACCAUGCGAUACUUUGUCAGGGAAAUCCUUGCACAAGGAAUUCUUCUUCCAUUAAUAAAUCAACUCAGUGAUCCUGAUUAUAUUAAUCAAUAUAUCAUAUGGAUGAUCCGUGAGUCUAAUUGCAACUAUGAGGCCUUUAUGAACAUUAUUAAAUUGAGUGACAAUAUUGGAGAGCUAGAAGCAGUCAGAGAUAAGGCAAUAGAAGAAUUACAGUAUCUUCGAUCUUUAGAUACAGCUGGUGAUGAUAUCAACACUAUCAAAAAUCAAAUAAAUAGCUUAUUAUUUGUAAAGAAAGUAUGUGACUCAAGAAUACAACGGUUGCAGUCAGGCAAAGAAAUAAAUACUGUGAAACUGGCAGCAAACUUUGGGAAACUUUGCACAGUCCCUCUGGCCAGCAUCCUUGUAGACAAUGUUGCACUACAAUUUUUUAUGGAUUACAUGCAGCAAACUGGAGGUCAAGCACAUCUCUUCUUCUGGAUGACAGUGGAAGGGUACCGGGUUACAGCCCAACAACAACUACAAGUUUUAUUAAGCCGUCAGAAAGAUGGAAAACAUCAAACCAACCAAACCAAAGGUCUUUUAAGAGCAGCUGCUGUUGGAAUUUAUGACCAGUAUUUAUCAGAAAAGGCAUCUCCACGGGUUACUGUUGAUGAUUAUUUGGUAGCGAAAUUAGCAGAUACCUUGAAUCAUGAAGAUCCAACUCCUGAAAUCUUUGAUGACAUUCAAAGAAAGGUGUAUGAAUUGAUGCUACGAGAUGAAAGAUUUUAUCCUUCCUUCAGACAGAAUGCACUUUAUGUGCGCAUGUUAGCUGAGCUGGACAUGUUAAAAGAUCCUAGUUUCAGAGGAUCAGAUGAUGGUGAUGGAGAAUCUUUUAAUGGGUCUCCUACAGGAAGCAUAAAUUUGUCUUUAGAUGACCUUUCAAAUGUAUCUUCUGAUGAUUUAAUACAACUUCAUGCUUACAUUUCAGACACAGGCGUUUGUAAUGAUCAUGGCAAGACAUAUGCAUUGUAUGCCAUCACUGUGCACCGACGCAAUCUAAACAGUGAGGAGAUGUGGAAAACCUAUCGUCGUUACAGUGACUUCCAUGACUUCCACAUGAGAAUCACUGAACAGUUUGAAAAUCUGUCAAGUAUAUUGAAGCUUCCUGGGAAAAAGACUUUUAAUAAUAUGGAUAGGGAUUUUUUAGAAAAGAGAAAAAAGGAUCUUAAUGCAUAUUUGCAGUUACUAUUAACUCCUGAAAUGAUGAAAGCAUUCCCAGUUUUGGCUCACUAUGUGUAUGAUUUCCUUGAGAAUAAAGCCUACAGUAAAGGGAAGGGGGAUUUUGCUCGCAAGAUGGACACUUUUGUGAAUCCACUUCGAAAUUCUAUGAGGAAUGUUUCCAAUGCAGUUAAAUCCCUUCCUGAUAGCUUGGCAGAGGGAAUGACUAAAAUGUCAGACAACAUGGGCAGAAUGUCAGAAAGACUAGGUCAAGACAUAAAGCAAUCAUUUUUCAAGAUGCCUCCUUUAAUUCCAAAGACUGAUUCAGAUCCUGAACAUUGUCGAGUUUCAGCUCAACUUGAUGAUACUGUGGAUGACAAUAUUCCGCUUAGGGUAAUGCUGCUUCUCAUGGAUGAAGUGUUCGACUUAAAAGAGAGAAAUCAGUGGUUGCGAAGAAAUAUCAAAAACCUACUUCAACAGCUUAUUAGAGCCACAUAUGGUGAUACUAUUAAUAGAAAAAUAGUCGACCAUGUUGAUUGGAUGACCUCACCUGAGCAAGUAGCGGACUUAGUGAAACGUUUCAGAGAUGCCUUUUGGCCAAAUGGCAUUUUAGCAGAAGCUGUUCCAUGCAGAGAUAAAGCUAUCCGAAUGAGAACAAGAAUUGCAGGAAAAACUAAACUGCUUUCAAUUAUGCCAGAUGAACUGAAGCACAUUAUUGGGGCUGAGACAACACGGAAAGGUAUUCUUCGUGUUUUUGAAAUGUUUCAGCACAACCAGUUAAAUAGGAGAAUGGUUUAUGUCUUCUUGGAAGGCUUUUUGGAAACCUUAUUUCCGCAGUAUAAAUUCCGUGAACUUUUCAACAAACUGCAUUCACGGUCAAUGCAGAUGCAGAAAUAUAAACAGAAACUUCAAACAUCUCAAGCGCCUUCUUUACAGAAAAGGUGACACUCCAAUCUGUGAAGCUGGUGUUCCUUUUGUCCAGAACUAAAGUGUGGACAGAUCUUCUGGGGCUUAACUCAUAUACUGUUGUGCCUGCACCAGUCUCUUAAUGUCUCAAAUAGAUUAUUAAUACAUCCACAAAACUGUGGUAUUUUUUCAUCCUUGUCUGUAAUCCAUCACUACCAAGAGAGUUGCCGUGUCUUAAAUGAUUUGGUGCAUAUUUUUGCAACAUUGAGAGGAUACUGCCCCCAUCUCAAGCAAGAACGACAUCCAUUUUUUUCAUUUUAAAUUAAUCAGCGUUCUGCAGCAAUGACACAGUGCCAGAGUGUAUGUAUGAGAGCCAAGGAAAGCACAAAGCAACGGUUCACAGAUAUAUUCGCUAAUUAGUCUAAAGUGGGAGACUGUGCAAUGUAUGAUUUGGAGGGAUUUGUUUUGCAUAAUGAUUUUAUAGGUCUCUUGGAAUUUUGAUAAAUUGUGAGUUAGCCAGAUGAAUGAUCUUUGGAACAUCUAUUUUGGGUCUGGGGAAAGUGACAGAAUGCCCUUAAGGUAUGAAUUAACCUUAUACCCAAAUUUAUAGUUCUAUGACAUAAAAUAAAACCUAGUAUAAAAUAAAACCAAUCAGAAACAGAAUGAUUGGAUUUGUUCACUGGUAUAAAACUAGCUUUAAUUGAUUCUAAUGUGCUUUAAGGGCUCUCUUUUGCUCUUACAGUACUCAAUCCACGUUUUCUUUUGGUAUUCUGUAUGCAAAAAAAAAAGCAUAUGGUGGCUCUCACUUAAGUUUCAAAAUUAUUGCAGUUUUCUUUACCUUUAAGAGAUUACAGUUAUAAAGUAGGGGUAUAAUUUGUUGAAAGACUGCCAAAAAAUUCUGUCCUUCUAAAAUUAAUGAAAAUGUGAAAGGAAACAGCACUCUUUUGAAAGUUACCAUUUGAUAAUUUUAAAUUGUGUGAUCUAGACAUACCUUAGGUGAUUUUAAAAAUAUCAAAUAAAAGGAUUAAAUGAGUUUAUUAGUCAUAUAAACAUACAAAUUCCUAAUUCUAUUAUAGUGUACAUAUAUGAAUAUAAUGAAAAACAGAACUAUAAUAUUUUUUAAAAUAUGCUUUUAUUUAUAUUUUGCAUAAUGUAAAAUUCUACUAAGUAAAGCAAGUUGACAAAACCCCUCAGUGUAUACAUUUAAGUCCCUCAAAUAAUUUUAUACCAACAAUAAAGUACCUUUUCCAGUUUUGGAGCCUCUGCAUUUCCCACAGUUUUCUCCUCCUCCUCGUGUCCAUCUUGGAAGUCUCUCUAUCCUUUGUAUGCAGGAUUUCUGCAUAGUUUUAAACACUUCCACUGACUAAGGGUUUGAGUGUGUCAGCAUUUUUUGUUUUAAAAAUAUUUAACACUAAAACCUUAAAAUAGUGAAGCUACUUAUUGGGCCACUGAGCCAAGAUCCUGGUAUUAAAAGAACACCCGGGUGCUUAAGAUAGAGGGACAAAGUAUUGGUAUCCCAGUUAUUUGGGAGCUUUGAGAAUGGAACAAGAUAUUAUCGUCUUGUUUUCACUGAGGUCCUACUUAAAGAGUGAAGCCUAAUAGCAGAAUAAAGCCUUCCUGUAAAGCUUUAUAAUAAUAAUAAUCGUAUUUAUAUUAAUGAUGCUGGUGUGCAUACUUGUAUGCAUCUAUUCAUCGUGUUUUGCAUGUCUUCAGAAUUACAUAAAUGAAAUCCCUUUCAUUGCAACUUAACAAAAGAGAAAAAGAUCCUUAUUAACUCUAGUGGAAGAAAUAAUAUUUCUUCUCGGUGUAUCUCCCUGCCCUGGUCCCUCCCCAUACCCCAGGCUUUAAAAAUGAGGCUGUUUGAAACAUGUCUGUCAAAAGCAUCAGCAUGGCCACAAGUGCAAUGAUUUUCAAAUAUACCCCUGCCCAGUUCAAGGAUAUUUUUGACAUAAAUCUAAGGGUAAACAAGAAUUCAUGUAAGUCUAGUGUGUACAUGUGAAAAAACAUUUCUAGAUAAUGCGAGGAGCGCUGGCCAUCAACCAGGGAAAGAAAUGUCAUGCAAGACUGCAAAUUUUCUUAACAGAGCCCUGCAAGAUAACUGCAUUAUACCAAAAAAAUGUUUGAGUAAAUGGGUUUUUAAAAUAAUUUUUGUUAAGAGAGUUUAUAUUUCAAAAGCAGGAAUGUCAAAUGGUAGUCUAUGUAAACAGUUGUGCAUCUUCUCCAUGCACAUCUAUCCUUUACAUCAGAGAGAGCUGUGGUCAUGCUAAAAUUAGAGAUAUUCUUUGAAUGACUUGGUCAAGCUGGGUGUAAAAUAUUUAACCCAUAAGUACAAUGUACUAUGUUUAAUGAAGUUAUUACAUUUAAUGCAUUUAUUGCAUAUAUGAAUAUACAUGAAGAGGCUUUAUGUCUUCUGAUAUUUGAUUUUUGAAUGUUUGUUAAGUCAGUGGUGCCUGCAGGCAAAAGUCAUAAAAGUUAAUCAUUCUUUGGGUUUUCUGAUUUUUCAGGUAACAAACUAUUUAGAAACCAUCAUUAUUAACUUUUAAUAGUUUAUUCACCUAAAAAAAAUUGAUUGUAUGAUUUAAAUAUAGCAGUUAGACGGGCAUUUCCUAUAAUUUGGGUGUACUGAAUAGUUGCUGAAAACAAUUGUGCCAUUGACCAGUGGAUGCACUUGGUUAGCCUUAAUUUUUUUUAAACAAACAUUAAAACUUUUUUUCUAUUUCAGUUUGCUCAUUUUAAGUUGUAUUGCUGGUGUUUGGGGAAAACAAUUAAACAGUUAAGUGCUACCAGAAAGUGUACCAAUUUUUAAAAAACUAAGAACAAUAUAAAUUUCACAAUCUAAAAUUUUAAUUUUGUGCAAUAUUUUCAUUUAAUGCAUGUGUAUUUGAGUAAUUGUAAAAUAAAUGAAUUUUUAAUGUUUUGAGAUCUAAAUUAAUGUCUUCUUAACCCAACAACUUACAUUCCGUUGUUGCUGCAUCCUUUUAUUUAAGGACUUGUUUUAAAAGUCUUUUUGUCACUCCUUGUAAAUUCUUUUGUUAAUAGUAAAUUUUGCUUAUAGGAGCAUGGCUCCUGUAUUACAAGGGAAAAAUAUAAAGAGCACAUCUUAGGAUUAUAAUUGUUAAAAGAUAACUUGUGCAUAUCAUUGUACAGCAAGUGUCAACUGUGUGCCUAACUACUCUAUCAAUACUUUCCUUCUUUAACAAAGAAGAAACAACAAUCAGAAUGUCAGUUAUUUUUAUUGAACUAAAAAGAAGAGUAAAAAUUUUAUUUGGUUUGUGUUAUGUUCUGUCCAUUAGAAAAUACUAAUAAAGUAUUAACAAACUUU